This is a messenger RNA of Linderina pennispora, 771 nucleotides long. RefSeq lists its product as uncharacterized. The record is from RefSeq and is a predicted model, not a curated record. The transcript has 4 exons. Bases 155 to 661 code for a protein of 168 amino acids. Lineage: Eukaryota; Fungi; Kickxellomycota; Kickxellomycetes; Kickxellales; Kickxellaceae.
UCUCUCUCCCUGAUGCCUGCUUAAAGCCGCUGCCGUUCUCCGAUGACGUUUGUCUUCUUUUCUCUCCCUCCCAACCUAUUUUUUCUCACUUCUUCCCUAUACCUGGGUUUUUUCGCUUUUGCAGCAACCUCAUCUUUACUCAAAUUCGCCAGCAAUGGAACAGGUUCAGAAGCUCCACGACCAGUACGUCGAUGUCAUCGACAAGGCCCUCGACAACGUGCCCGCCGCCCGGUGCUUCCAGGAGAAGACCGGUGUGCGCAAGGCCUACGGCGCCAUCGGCGUCGGCGCUGUCUCCGUGCUGCUGAUUCUGUUCAACAUCGGCGCUCCUCUGCUGGUCAACCUGUUUGGCUUUGGCUUUGCUGCCUACCAGUCGAUGAACGCGAUUGAGUCCCCGGGCAAGGAGGACGACGCCCAGUGGCUUACAUACUGGGUUAUCUUUGGCUUCUUCAACGUCGCCGAGUACUUCACCGGCUUUAUCCUCUACUGGAUCCCCUUCUUCUACGUCCUCAAGCUCGCCUUCCUCGGCUGGCUGAUGCUGCCCAACACUCGCGGCGCCGAGAAGCUGUACCACGGUUCGCUGAAGCCCUUCAUCCAGGCCAAGCUCAACAAGGUCGCUGCCGCGUCCCCGGCUCCUGCGGCCGCCAACCCCAAGCAGGAGUAAACCCAUGCUCUGCCUGGCCAACUCGCAUUUUUCGCCUCGCAGCUUCUCUACGCCGGCUUUUACUUGCCCUGGAUACCUCCUCAUAUGUCACAUGUUCUGCAGCAACUCGA